CGCCUCGCCGUGCGUAUAUCGCCAUUGGCCAUCGGCCAUCGGAUCAACGAGAGAGAGACCCGUCGUCGGAACGAUCGUAGAGAGACGCGAGUGAGAGCGCCCGUGAUAAUUGAAAACCGGCGUUGAGGAGGACGCGUGGAGGAUAGAGAGACGAGAAGAAGAAAAAAAAAAUAAAUAAAUAAAUUUGUGCGCGAAGAAGAAGAGGAUUUUCGGGAAGGUGGGGAGCAGUGGUGGUUGGUGUCAAAGAGGAGCGCGGAAGGUCGAUGCUCCGCAAGGAAACGCGAGAAGAGAAGAAGUCAGAGAGAGAGCGGUAUUUUCUUCUUGUGCGAUCAACAGUGCAAACAACACACUUGGACGAAACACGUCGCGCGUUCGCGAACGAAAAACUGUUUUUUUUUCUUUUCCCCCCGCUCGGAUACGAUCUCUCAUUCAUUCGGAAGAGAGAUCCGACGAGAGAAGAGCAGCAAACGCGUCGAGAUUCGCGAACGAACGUUCGCUUCGUCGCGACGCUAAGGUGUGAGAGGUUCGCGCUCUCGAAACUCUUCGGAAACUUCGUUCUUCUUCUUCUGGAUUCGUGAACACGUGAUCAAUUGGCAAAAAACUACUACUGUAUACAGUGUACAACCUCGAGUUCUCAUCUGUCCAGCGGUUUUUUGUUCUCUUUUCGACAUCGGCGAUCUCUUCUCAUGCUGAGGAACAGCAAGAAAACUUUGUGUUUCGAAUCGAUUCUUUGUCAAUUGAAACGCUGGAUGUUCCGGCAUUGGUUCAAGUGUUAUCCGUUUCUUCUCGCGAAGAAGUUCCUCGAUCACGCAAAAACCUCGAUCACUCCCCGUCCCGAGCUUAAAACCCAAGACCGAGUGACCCCGCGUGUGGACAGGGGUGUCUCCGCGUCGCCGUGACAUGUACGUGCGUUCACCACGGUGUUCCUCGGGAUCGUCGUCGUCGACGGGACAGGCACACGGGACGGCGGUGCGCCGCGGAAGAACGAGACGUCAGAAACGAUCGCGAGGUAUCACGUGGGUCGUCGGCAACCCGAAGACGACGACGACGACGACGACGACGACGACGACGACGACAACCGGCGACGGGACAGGUUGAAAAGAUGCUGGCACUCGCGAUGCGCCGCGAACACUCGACCGGGCGCAGCAAUUACGAGCCGGCGAAUCCACUAGCGGGGUUCGAGCACCUGCAGCACAACAGCGGCGGCAACCCCUUCGCGGUGGUGCCCACCGCCGAGGGGCGAGUGCGCGACACCGGGACCAGACCGGAACCCGAGGGCGAGCUGCAAGAGUUCGUGGACAUUGCGCAGGUGCAGCAGCUGCUUCAGCAACAGCAGCAGCAGCAGCAACAACAACAACAACAUCAGCAGCAGCAGCAGCAGCAGCAGCAUCAUCAUCAUCAUCAUCAUCAUCAGCAACAGGCAACCACCGCGGCCGCGGCCGCGUCCUGCAUAUGGGGCGCGGUUUAUCCACCGCCGCCACCCGCUCUGGGAUAUCAUCACCAUCAUCAUCAUCAUCAUCAUGCGCCACCACCGUCAGGCGAGGACACGCAGUGCGGCACCGAGGAUACUGCCGUCGCCCAGGAAGGCGACCCGCUCCAGAGGAUGACGAUGGACGGCAUCGAGGUGGUCGGCUCGCAACCGCACGCCGCAGCCACCAGUCCGUUUCUGCUAUCCUCGCCGCCGCUCGGUCAUCAUCAUCACGCAACGUUUAUGCAGACGGUACAGACGGUACAGCUAAGCUUCGACGCGUGCUUACCGUAUAACGCGGCGUCAUCGUCGUCAAAUUCCGUAACUUGCGGAACCGGCAGCGGCGGCGUAGGCGGCGGCGGAACGCCGGUUAACGCGAUCUGCACCAAUUCGUCAACAAGCUGCAGCAGCAAAACCGCGGUCCCGACGCUUUCCCUGUCCUCGUGCGUGCCGUUGCACACGCAGUUACAAAUAACGCCGAUCGAUUCUCUGGGCCACAACCACGGCCGUCACAACCACCAUCAUCGAUUGGACGAUCAUCAUCGUCAGCAUCACUUGCAUACCGAAGCGUCCUCGCCGUCUGCCGAUGCCGCGGACGACAAGAGACACAGGCAGAACGAGGACGAGGACAAGGGAUGCAUCAGAAAUUGCCGAAACGACAUUCACGAUUCCAAUGAUAAGGACAAACCGGGUGAUUUAAACACACCGGUCACCACCAGCAGCGAUCUGCCGUCUUUCUUCGGUCCGUCUGCGCUUGUCGAACCGCCACCGAUCUCAGGCAGCCUGGCGGGCGAGGAUCUCUCUCUGGAAGAGGCGACCGCGGAGGAGGACGACAACGCGUCCGGCAGAGAUCAUCGACAUCAUCAUCAUCAUCAAGACACUCGGAACACCUCGAACGCACCUUCGUCGAGCAGUCCCCCGUCACGUCACCAUCAAACGCAGGACGAGGCGGAUCGCUGCAAUGUGUUGCAAGGUGGUGUAAUAUUGUACUCGUCACCGCAUUCCACGUCCAGCGUGCCUACGACCAGCGUGAACAUUUGCAACGUGCCAACGUUGACUUAUCGCGGCGUAUUUACCACGACCUGCACGCAGUCCUCGCCCCUCAACAAUCUUCAGAGCGAGCAGCAGCAGCAGCAGCAACAGCAACAGCAACCGGCGGCGAGCCAGGAACUGUGGGCUCCCUUACCCUCGCCGACCUUAACAUUGACGGGUCAGCCGUUCCUUCACCCCAAUCUACACUCGGCCGCGUACAGCGGCGAGACCGUCGAAUUGCUGCAGGUCGAUUCGAAGCCGCCCCCGCCGCCUGGUUAUCACGACACGCCAACCACCACCCCGACUUGGCUGACGGCGCACGAGGACGCUUACGAUCCCGGUCUCCUCUCCCACCAUCACUCGCACGCUCAUCAUCAGGAAACGACGUUGAAGCAGGAGCCAACUGGCACGUCCGGUUACACUCCCAAUGUGCAGCAGCCGCAACCAAGCCAGACGCAGACUCAGCAGCAACAACAACAACAACAACCUCCGCCAACCGCGAGCAACACGGGUGUCCAGUUAGCCGAAUACAAUCCGAGCACUUCGAAGGGUCACGAGAUACUCUCGCAGGUUUAUCAGCAGAGCACGAUACCUCUCAGAUUGGUGCCCGUGAAACCGCGAAAGUAUCCAAAUCGACCGAGCAAAACGCCUGUUCACGAACGGCCGUACGCUUGUCCGGUCGAUGGUUGUGAUCGGCGAUUCUCCCGCAGCGACGAACUCACCCGUCACAUUCGCAUCCACACCGGACAGAAACCGUUCCAGUGUCGCAUAUGCAUGCGCUCGUUCUCGCGGAGCGAUCAUCUGACUACCCACGUGCGCACGCACACCGGUGAGAAACCGUUCUGCUGUGAUCAGUGCGGACGCAAGUUCGCCAGGAGCGACGAGAAGAAGCGCCACGCGAAAGUGCAUCUCAAGCAGCGGUUGAAGCGCGAGGCGGCCCACGCCAAUCCGCGGAGUCAUCCGCAGAGCCACGCGUCGUCACCCUGCAAUCAAUGAAUGAAUUCCAAACGACGACAACGAUGCUGAGGAAUCUCCUCUUUGAGAUCUCAUUGCGUUUGUCACGUUAUUGACAAAUUGUGAUCUGUAUGUCUCCCCUUUCCUCCCUUUUUGGUGCUCUACUCCCCAAUCUCAUUCGCGAUUCCCUCCCCGUUUCCUUCCUCUCUCUCUUACUCUCCUCCUUCUCUUCUCGGCAGCCGCUUUCAUCCCUCGUCCUUGUAUUUCAUUCCUCAUUCUUCUUUUUUGAUGACCGAUGAUGAAAAGAAAUCGCGGAGACCUUCAGACGGUCAAAUCUCACCGUCACCGACUGAUCCGUCAUCUGUAUCGUCGGUCAAUCAGCCGUUUAUACUAUCUUAAUACAUAGCUGGAUACGAAAUAACACUGCGUGUUAUAUGCAGCGCAAAAAAAAAAAAAAAAAAAAAAAA
Pseudomyrmex gracilis is the source of this 3921-nucleotide messenger RNA. Its product is annotated as dendritic arbor reduction protein 1-like. Lineage: Eukaryota; Metazoa; Arthropoda; Insecta; Hymenoptera; Formicidae. The record is from RefSeq and is a predicted model, not a curated record. Gene Ontology annotation, molecular function: DNA-binding transcription factor activity, RNA polymerase II-specific; RNA polymerase II cis-regulatory region sequence-specific DNA binding. The coding region runs from base 1103 to 3496 and encodes 797 amino acids. Gene Ontology annotation, biological process: regulation of transcription by RNA polymerase II. The transcript has 3 exons.